ACAUUCUUCCUUUCCUCUGCCCCCCCUUCUUUCUUCUCUCAUCAUUCCCUCCUCCUCCUCUCUCUCUCUCUCUCUCUAACAUUCUCUCUCUAAACUCCUCAUUCAUGGCAGCAAGAUCAGCAUACCUCAAUCAGCUCCCAUAACAAUGGCGAGCUUACCACCACUCUUCACUACCUUCGUCUCUCUCCUCCUCGUCGUCCUCCUCCACUUGGGUUGCUUUAUCUUCACAUCAAACGACCAUCACCACCAAUCCAAGAAACGAAAACUCCCUCCUCUCUCUCAAUUAUCACCUUCUCCUCUCAAACUCAAAACCCACAAAGCUCUCUCUUCCUCUUGGUCCUUACUCAAACGGAUCUUCACCUCCAAACCCGCUCUCCCUACCCAAACCCACCCCAACCCGACUACUCCAUCGCCAUCCAUAUCCUCCUCCGCCAGAUGCUCUCAACAUUCAUCCAUUAUCGCCCUCACACCCACCGAGACUCCAAUUUCGGAUCAUCCACGAAAGAGACGAACAGUGUCUCGCGCAGAACUUGACAUCUCCGCCGAUCAACCCUUCUUCCCACUCCGAAACGAUAUCUAUCCAUGUCCGGCUUGUGGAGAGAUCUUCCUCAAACCCAAUCUCCUUGAGCAACACCAGGCGAUUAAGCACGCUGUUUCGGAGCUCUUCGAUGGGGAUUCAGGUAAGAACAUAGUUCGGAUUAUAUUCCAAACGGGUUGGCCCGAUAAGGUGAAGAGCCCCACCCUUCAUCGGGUCCUGAAGAUCCACAACAGUCCGAAGAUAUUGACCAGGUUCGAAGAGUACAGAGAGACCGUGAAAUCGAAAGCCGCGCGGAACGGCGUCGUUCGGGUACGGAACGAGAGGUGUAUCGCCGACGGUAACGAGCUCUUGAGGUUUCACUGCACGACGUUCUUGUGUGACUUGGGACAAAAUGGUAAUUCCAGCAUCUGUAAUCACCAGUACUGUAGCGUUUGUGGGAUUAUCAAGUCGGGGUUCUCACCCAAGAUGGAUGGAAUCUCCACGCUAUCGACGAGCUGGAGGGCACACGUGGCGAUCCCUGAGGAGAUCGAGGAGGAGUUCGAGUACAUGCACGUGAAGCGUGCGACGCUGGUGUGCCGGGUCAUUGCGGGUCGGAUCGGGUGUGACCAGCAUGCCGUGGAAAAGGAGGAUCCCGGGUUUGAUUCGGUUGCGGGCAGGGGCGGUGGGGUCCACACCAGGUGGGAUGAAGAAGAAGAGCUACUGGUUUUCAAUCCGAGGGCUGUGCUUCCUUGCUUUGUGAUCGUGUACACCGUCUGAUUUUGCAUCAUGGGGCUGUGAGUUCCAGGGGUUGUGAUGAUUGGGAUCACUAGCGCUUUUCACUUGAGUUUUUUUAGCCCAGUGUGCGUGAUUAGGAUCACAGUUUCAUUAAUGACCGUUGAUUUGGAAAGAGUGUGGGACAUGCCUAAAUAUGACCUGUCACUUGAGUAAACCACAGUUGUAAAACUGUUGUUGAUAUUGAAGAUUAUUUCUAUUUUAUGACC
This is a messenger RNA of Cornus florida, 1518 nucleotides long. RefSeq lists its product as uncharacterized. The record is from RefSeq and is a predicted model, not a curated record. The transcript has a single exon. Lineage: Eukaryota; Viridiplantae; Streptophyta; Magnoliopsida; Cornales; Cornaceae. The coding region runs from base 146 to 1294 and encodes 382 amino acids.